Messenger RNA from Daphnia pulex (common water flea), 1714 nucleotides. RefSeq names its product serine/threonine-protein phosphatase 5-like. NCBI's taxonomy places the organism in Eukaryota, Metazoa, Arthropoda, Branchiopoda, Diplostraca, Daphniidae. The transcript is spliced from 8 exons. Gene Ontology annotation, cellular component: nucleus; cytosol. The record is from RefSeq and is a predicted model, not a curated record. Gene Ontology annotation, molecular function: protein serine/threonine phosphatase activity; protein binding. Bases 155 to 1597 code for a protein of 480 amino acids.
UAAAUGUAAAUUUCCUUUUUGGAUUUUUGACACACGUGACGGAAAAUUUAGUGUUCACGCAACUGGCAACGUUCACGAUCAACCCAUCCCCCAUUUCAAAGCCCCGUAAGAGAAUUAUAUCAAUUUGUUGUUUUUUGCAAAUUUAUUAAGGAAUAUGGAACAGAACAUGAAUCUGGAAAAGGCUGAUGCCCUCAAAGAAGAAGCCAAUGAAUGUUUUAAAAAGCAAAAUUACGUCAAAGCCAUAACGCUCUACUCCAAUGCCAUUGAGUGCAAUCCUACCUCAGCUGUCCUGUAUGCCAACAGGAGUUUUGCCUAUUUAAGGACAGAGUGCUUUGGUUAUGCCUUAGAAGAUGCAUCGAAGGCCAUCAGCCUGGAUAAAACCUAUGUCAAAGGUUACUAUAGAAGAGCCGCUUCUUACAUGGCUUUGGGGAAAACUAAGUUAGCCCUGAAAGAUUACGAAACUGUGUUUAAAGCCCGACCAAAUGAUAAAGAUGCUAAAUUGAAAUUUAACGAAUGCAGCAAAAUUGUUAGGCAACAAGCUUUUGAAAGAGCAAUUGCUGUUGAUACUGUGAAGAAAUCAGUGUCAGAAUCUAUUAACAUUGAUUCCAUGGCUGUUGAGAGCACUUAUACUGGCCCUCACCUGGUGAAUGGAAGAGUGACUUUAGAAUUCAUGCAAGAACUUAUGGAUGCAUAUAAGGAUCAAAAGAAACUUCACAGGAAAUAUGCCUUCCAGAUUCUGUUAGAGGUGGCAGAAUUGUUCAAAGCUCAACCAUCGCUUAUUGAUGUAACCAUACCUGAAGACAGCAAGUUUACUGUAUGUGGGGAUAUUCAUGGUCAGUUCUAUGAUCUCAUGAACAUUUUCAAACUCAAUGGUCUCCCGUCAACCGAAAACCCAUUCCUUUUUAAUGGCGACUUCGUAGAUCGGGGUUCGUUCUCUGUAGAAUGCAUCUUUACCUUGUUUGGGUUCAAGUUGCUGUACCCAAAUCACUUUUUUAUGGCGCGUGGUAAUCACGAGAGCCAAACAAUGAACCAAAUGUACGGGUUUGAAGGCGAAGUCAAGUCAAAGUAUUCGUCACAAAUGGCUGAGCUCUUCACCGAAGUUUACAAUUGGCUUCCUUUGUGCCAUUGUCUUAAUCAGCGAGUCCUGGUUAUGCACGGUGGACUAUUUUCGCGGGACGGUAUUUCAUUGGAAGACAUCCGGAUAACGGAUCGCAACCGUCAACCACCCGAAGAAGGUAUCAUGUGCGAACUGCUUUGGUCUGAUCCUCAGCCGAUGAAGGGUCGUUCUCCGUCUAAACGAGGUGUGGGAAUUCAAUUUGGACCGGACGUUACCGCCCGUUUCUUGGAGCAUAAUCAUCUAGAUUACAUAGUUCGCAGUCACGAAGUCAAGUCAGACGGCUACGAGGAAGCUCACGAUGGAAAAUGCAUCACCGUUUUCUCUGCUCCCAACUAUUGUGAUACCAUGGGUAACAAAGGGGCUUUCAUUACAAUGAACGGAAAGGACAUGAAGCCCCACUUUACAACUUACGAGGCCGUCCCCCACCCGGAUGUGAAGCCAAUGGCGUACGCCAAUUCAAUGAUGAGUCUGUUCGGUUGAUCUACUGUAACUUCUAAUCUUCCAGACCCUUUUGAAGGGAGAAAUUUAGGUGCACUAUUAUGUACAAUCCACAAACACAGAUUAAACAAAAAAAAUAAAAACAAAACAGGCUACUUA